UGGUGUGUGGUACCGCCAACCGCGAUGUUCGGUGUUGGCUAUAACACGGCCGCAUCAUAGUUACCGCCCCAGCCUACUCGAAUGCCCUGGUGCCUGGUGGUUCGUUUGGCACACACAACCGCUGCUGCGUUUGACAGCUGGAGGCUGGAAAUACUGUCGAUAGUGUUUUGUUUCCACUUAUUUCGCUAGUCGUAUUAUCAAUAUCGUGGUGUGUGUUAGUGGGUGGUUGUUGCUGCGAUGGAUUGUUUAGCUAAGUGUAGAAAGUGAGUGAAAAUUCCCUAGCGACCGCAACUUCAUCUCCGGUGACACACAGACCCGGGUACAUGGCGAGGAACAGCAGCACUGCCUACCAACGGAGCAAUAGCUAAUGGGUAGCUGGCUCAUAUAAAAGUGUACCAUAGUAGAGUGUGCGUGAGUGUGUAUGUGUGUAUAAUUUUUUUCCCGGAGCAAAAGGUGUCGAAUUUCAUUAUCACAUCCCGGAAGGAAGGAACGACACCUCAAUGGCUACUACGUGGGGAAUGCUUUUGCGGCAGUGUGAAAAGGUGCUUGUGGAGGCCGUGUGCUGAAAGAAACAGUGGAAAAUUCUCAUCCAAAGCCCAUUUAUCUGCGUGUGCGGUGCGUUUGUGGAAGUGACAUGAGAUGGUGCAGUGUGAAAUGAUUUGCCUACAGAAGGAGGAUGCCCGAUAGCAACGUCCGUGCGGUGUGUUGAUAGUUGCUUGGUCCCGGGAGGCCUAAACUGUGUGUUGUGUGUGAGUGUGUGUGUGUGUCGGUGGGUUGGUGUGUUUCUGCUGAACGAAUCAAUUGAAAAGGAUAAAGAAAACGGGGGUCGAAAGUCCCCUGUAUCAUCGGAAAGUGUGUUUGUGUGCGUGCGUUUGUGUAUAUCGGGUGUGUUAAUUUGUUUUACCUAUCGUCAGGAUACAGUCAAUAUUGCUUCUUCCGGUUGUAAACAUCGAAUUUUUAGAUAGGAAUACCAAAAUGAAUCUACAAACGCUGUUGAUAAGACUUUUAACACCAAUUCUAACAGUAAUCCCGAUGCUGCUGUGCAAUGCUCAGCAGAAGUUCCGCAUCGUACCGAGGGAUCUGCAGGUGCUGGAAGGUACGGAAGCGUUGCUGCGUUGCGAAAUCUACAAUCUGGUCGGUGCCGUCCAGUGGACAAAGGAUGGUUUUGCGCUCGGAUUUUCCCACACCAUACCGGGGUACCCGCGGUACUCGGUGCUGGCCGACCGGAAUCUCGGCAUCUACAAUCUACGAAUAUCGAACGCCUCGAUCGAGGACGAUGCCGAGUACCAGUGUCAGGUCGGACCGGCCAAAUUCAACUCCGCCAUCCGUGCCAACGCUCGGCUCACCGUGAUAUCGCCACCAUCGUCAAUCGAGAUACAGGGUCACAGUCGCAACGCCAAGGUGGAGGUCCGCGAGGGCCAGGACCUGACGCUGACCUGCGUAGUGUCGAAUGCAAAACCGGUCGCCCAGAUUGUAUGGUACCGGGGCAAAACGGAGUACAAAUCGGAUACGAUCGAGAAUAAGGUCACCGAGACGGAGGGUAAGCGAUACACCGUGUCGUCGCAGCUCCGCAUCAAGCCAACGUCCGAGGACGACUACAUGGAGUACACCUGCCAGGCGAAACACAAAGCCCUGCAACCGGAUCGUCCGAUGCAGACGAAGGUUCAGCUUUCGGUGCUGUAUCCACCGGGCGAACCACAAAUUGAAGGGUUUACGGCGGGUGAGGUGUUGCGGCGCGGUCAAAACGUGGAGCUUAUCUGUCGGAGCCGUGGCGGCAACCCGCCGGCCCAGCUGAUCUGGUACAAGAACGAUGUCCAGGUGCGGAUGGCGUACCGGACGACGGAUCGGCUGUCGGAAAACAUCUACUCGUUCGUGGCGGAGGAAGGCGACAAUAAGGCUCGGUUACGGUGCGAAGCUAACAAUAUAAUGAUAGCCGCACCGCUCAAGACCGAAAUUACGCUCAGCGUUUUGUUCGCUCCAACUCAGGUUACCAUUUCGGGUGCAUCGGAAGCGCGCACCGGCGAUGUGGUGUCGCUACAGUGCCAGACGGCUCCGUCAAACCCGCCGGCCGAGAUCAAGUGGAGUGUGAGUGGACAUCACGUGAAGAACACCACAUCUAGGACUAUCGAAAAUCCUGAUGGAGGAUGGAUCACGCUUUCUAACAUCUCAGUGCCGGUGGAGGCCAACAAACGAUCACUGGUUGUGAUCUGUCACGGGCUCAACAUGCAGCUGACGGAGAACGUUAUUGCCACGCAUACGGUUAAUGUUUUGUUGCCACCGAGUCAACCCGUCAUUACGGGGUACACCGAGGGAACGAUCAUUGCGGCUGGUUCGGUGCAGCGGCUCCAGUGCACGUCAACCGGCGGCAACCCGUUGGCAACGCUGACCUGGUACAAAAACGAUAAAAAGCUCAACACACCCACCAAAACGACGGACAAGUCGGUAUCGUCCGAAAUUUCGAUCCUGGUCAACGCGACGGAUAAUCAGGCCAAGUAUCGCUGCGAAGCGCACAACUCGGCCACCGAAAUUCCAAUGUCGGCCAGCCGUACCCUUGCCGUGAACUUCCCACCAGAGACGGUAAAAAUCAAAAUCAUUCCACCGGAGCUGAAGCCCGGCAUCGAGGCGACGCUGAUCUGUGACUCGAGCUCGAGCAAUCCGCCCGCCACGAUUUCGUGGUGGCGCGAUGGCAUCGCUGUGGACGGAAUGAACAAUUCGUCGAAACCGGGUCUAUGGGGCGGUACCGUAUCGUCGCUCGAGUUGAAGGUGAACAUCAGCCAGGACAUGGAUGGCAACGUGUACACGUGCCAGAGCGCCAACGAAGCGCUGCAGCGCAAUGUACACGAAGCCAUCAAGCUGCAGGUGCUAUAUCCGCCCAAGUUUAAGCCACCGCCAUCGUCGACCGUCGUCGGAGCGGAAGGUGAACCGCUGACCGUGGCCAUGGUCGCUACCGGAAAUCCGAUGUCGAUAUCGUACACCUGGACAAAGGAUGGUCUACCGAUCCUUUCAUCUGCCGGUGCCCAGCGAAUCGUCUCCGAGGGACCGAUCCUCAACAUUACCCGGCUCAACCGUAACGAUACCGGCAUCUACACUUGCGAAGCUGUCAACUCCCAAGGGUCGGCGAUGAUUAAUAUUUCCGUCGUAGUUGAGUAUGGCGCAUCGAUACAGUCAAUAUCGGAGAACGUUACGGUCAAUCCGGGCGAGGAAGCGAUGCUGUCGUGCACCGUUGAAGGAAAACCGCUUACGGAAGAACACAUACGGUGGGAGCGGAUCGGAUACGAUAUGACCAUCAAAACGUCCACCACGUUCGCGAACGGAACCAGCUAUCUGCACGUGAAAAACGCUCGCCGCGAGGAUGUGGGCAAUUUCCGCUGCAUCGCCGAUAAUCGCGUUGCCAAUCCGACCAGCCGGGACGUUCUGUUAAUUGUGAAGUUUGCACCGGAAAUUGACAAAUCGCCCGUAAUGUUGCGUGCGGCGGCCGGAUUCGGGGAGCGAGCGCGACUGCCCUGUCGGGCACAGGCAGCCCCACGGCCCAAAUUCUACUGGUCCCGGUCGGGCCAGGUGCUGAACGUAAAUCAGUCGGCCAAAUUCUACGUCGAGCACAAGCAGAUCGAUGCGCUGACGUACGAAUCGAUCCUGGUGGUGGAGCGGGUCGCUUCGAACGAUUACGGCCUGUACGAGUGCAUCGCGCGGAACGAGCUGGGCAAUGUGAAGGAGAAGGUACGACUGGACGUUACCUCACCGCCCGAUCCACCCGUCAGCCUGAACGUGCUGAACGUUACGCACGACUCGGUAACGCUCGCGUGGACGCCCGGCUUUGACGGUGGCAUGAAGGCGAACUACCGCAUCCGUUAUCGGGAGCUGAAUAGCGACCGGUACUGGUACGAGGACAGCCAGCCCAACUCGUACAAGCUGACGAUCGGUGGACUGCGGAUGAACACGCUGUACGUCUUCUCGAUAAUGGCAUCGAACGGGCUCGGUUCCAGCCGCUACCUGCCCGAUGUAACGCGUGCCCACACGAAAGAUACGCCACCAUCCCAGCCAGCCUCUUCGUUGGGCAGCAAAACGGCCACCUCGCAGUCGACCGGCGGCACAAUCGGUGCAUCCGGUAUCGUGCUGCUAAUCGGUGUCGCUGCCGGAAUCUGUCUCGUGCUACUCAACAUCAUUCUGAUUGGAUGCUGCAUCCAUCGGCGCACCGUCCACAAGCGCAUCAAGCGGGGCGAAACGCUGUCUAGUGUCUCGGAAAAGAGUGACGCUUACUCGACCGACGCUAAUCGUCCUGACUACACGGAUGACACUACCAGCAAAUCUGCUUCGACAUAUCUGGUAGAGAAUGGGGAUAUGCCACCGCCACGCUAUCAAAAGGAGGGCACGCUUCCCCCGUACCCUAACAAUAUCAAUGGAGCUUACGCACGUACCUUGCCCCAUCCCCGGCACAACCCAGUGAACUAUCAGCAGCGCAGCCACGACGAUCAGAUGAUCGAGCGCAGCAGCUACGUAACAGCUCCGUCCCCUGGACCACCGUUCGACGGGUCCUACUACAACAUGAACAGUGACCGCUACCUGUCCUACCCUCCAAUGCAGCAGGAUUAUUCGGCAAUGGAAAUGUCCACCCCGCCACCACCGGUAAUACCGGCACUGCCCAAGAAUACUGGCACGCUCACGCGCACAUCCCGUCCGAUGGUUCCACCGCCGGACGUUACCUACCACGCCCAGUCGGUAGUGAACGAAAGCUCCUCCUCGCCGCAGCACAUGAGCAGCAGCCUGAGCAACACGGUCCUCGGUCCGUCGCAAGCGCCCGUCCCGGCACCGAAACCGCUGCAGGGCAUACUGAAGGAUCCGAAGCGUAACAGCAGCGCCAGCAACAGCAGCCAGCACCAGCAGCUCCAGCACGGUGCUCAGCUGAUUGCGGUCCAGAACCCAUCGCCGGUACCGCUGGUAGGCGGUGUGCCCGGGCUGCCGCUCGUUGGCAGCACUUUCCUGGGCGCGGCAGUGGCGGGCAAUGGCCCGAACGGAGGCACCGGUGGGACUAGCAGCUUGGGCAACAGUUUACUGAUCGGUACGUACGAUCCGAGCAGUACCAACCUGAGCUCGUUCAAUGCGUCGUUCGGCUUCACGGAUGCGGAUGGACAUCUGGUGUAAAGUGUGGUGUUCGGAUAGCUAUUCCACAACUGCCAAAUAGCGGCGCGGAUGUAAUUUUCUCAAGAAUAAGAAGCGUGUUUGAACGCUGUGUUGACUGUGAUAAAACUUUGCUAGCAUAAUGUGUAAUUACGGUGUCGAGGUGUCUGAAGUUGUCGUGAUGCGAUGAGACGAGACCGCAAGCUGUUUAGAACGCCGCUCACUAUGCCACUCAUGUUGUCAAGUGUUUGAAAUGAGCUGCAAGUAAGCGCGAUUUUAUCGACAAAGUUCUAGAGCAGCGUGAACUGGAGCGUACUGGACCGAACAGCCCUUGGCGUUCUAUUCCCCCGUCUGUCUAGCGAUCACAUCUACGUUGCCCGGUUGUGAGAAAGUAUGAGAAAGUGAGACAGAGAAGUAGCACAUGGAUAUGGACAGAGCGAAGAAGGUUCUUAAAACCCAAUGUAAGUACAUUAAUUAAAAAAAAAACAAAUAAACAUUUAAAAGAAGGUUUAAAACAAAAUGCAAAACAAAUCAAGAAUCUCAAAUGCUACAAUCACUCGCGGGUUGCAGCGCUAAAUAUACAUACAUCUAUAAAUAUUACUAUAUAUAUAUAUAUAUACUUAUACAUAUUCAAACUUUCAAAGGUUCAUAUUCAUAUAUAAUGUAAAUUCGACAGAAAAAAAAAACAAAAAUGAAGGCAAGCUUGCAAGAGCAGCUUAAGACAGUUUGCAGGAAAAGUUAAAGGUAAUUAAAAAAACUAGGUGGCCAAUUGUUUGAAAAUCAAAACGGUGCAGGUAAACGUGUUGUUAAAAUGAAAAUGAUAAAACAAAAAAAAAAACAAUUCACAUCAAAACGAAAGCAUCUUUAACAGAUUAAUUUAACUUCAGAUUCAUCAAUCAAGCUUGCGAGAAAGUAAUGCUUGUGUCAAACGUGUAAUCAAAACUGCAGCAAAAACACAAACGCAAAACAAGAGCUAGAACAUCCAAAACUGAAUAAAUCAAUGGAACAAGAUAGUGAAACAAACAUUACAAUCGAAAUGUAAGCAGCUACAAAUAAUAAAGCCAGCCAAAUACAUGAAACAGCGAGAGCAGAACAGAAAAAGUGACAAAAUAACGCAGUGUACAAAGGAAACAUAAAUCAAAUUAAACAGGUUAAGGGGUUCAUGAGGUGUACAAAUAGGACGCAAGCAGGCAACAAACAAACAUAACAAAACAGCAACAAAAAAGGAAGGCUCGUUUUGAGCGAGAGUAAACAGAAGCGAAUAAGUAUGGAAAUAAAAAAAAAGAGAGAGCUAGCUAGCGUUUAAGAUGUAAGGUGUAGAAAAGGAAGAGAAAAACUCUUUAAAAACACAAACACAACAUCACAGUACUGAUUAAUACUUAUGAAGCUAAGUCUAAUUUUUAAAUUAAAACAGUAAACACUACUGAGCUAGUAAAAUUGCAAAACGAGAAAGAGGAAAAGAGAGGGAAAGAGAGGGAGAGAGAGAGAAAGAGAGAGAAAGAGAGGGGAAAAAGGGGAAGGAAGAAAGAAAACAAAAACAUGUAAAAAGAACGAAGUAAACACAAACGAAUCUCUGAUACCGAAUUAAAUACUCACAUCGUUAUAAUGGCUCCCGGGACGAUGGAACCAAGGUGGACAGAGAAGGAGUAAAAGCAUUAAACAAGGCCUGUAAAAAUAUUGUCCUCUUCAUCUGUCUGCACCCGUCGUUGCAAACCCGGGGCCGAUUCGCUAACGAAUACUUAUAAUUUAUUUCACACUCCGUAUCGUUGUACAAUAACUAGCUACUAUAAAUACGUGCUCUACGUUCGUUUUCUGUUCGUUCGUUAAUAGUGUAUAAUUUUACCUAGUGUGUCAAAAUGAAAAAGGAAAAUAACAAAACCAUUGCUGUAAUUAUUAUCGAAACAUUCGCAACACAAGCCCCCUUUUUACCGCUCUGAUCUGAUCUGAUUGAAUUCAUAACCAAAGGUAAAACCAGUGUACAGCGUGUGUCUGAGCGUGUGUAUGUGGGUGUGUGAGUGUGCGUGGGUCUGAACGUGCUGGCCAAAUGGUGGCCAAAUCGGACCACCCAACAGCCAAAUCACACCCGACACAAAUCUUCUUUAUGUCUAAGGCAUGUUUAGAAUUAUCUGUUCACAGUUACGAAUGCGACGCAUUGCGGCGAUGGUCAGUCUGAGGGUGAGUUUAGUGGAAUAGUUUUAUUUUCUACUUCAGGUAGUAAUGAUUAAGCAUUUAAAAUAAGUUAAUAAACUUCGAGAUUUUAUAAUUAAA
Molecule: messenger RNA, 7383 nt
Organism: Anopheles arabiensis
Lineage: Eukaryota; Metazoa; Arthropoda; Insecta; Diptera; Culicidae
Product: nephrin-like
Exons: 25
Coding region: 976-5139 (1387 amino acids)
Molecular function (GO): protein binding
Source: RefSeq, a predicted model, not a curated record